Molecule: messenger RNA, 1039 nt
Organism: Serinus canaria (Common canary)
Lineage: Eukaryota; Metazoa; Chordata; Aves; Passeriformes; Fringillidae
Gene: CIST1
Product: putative protein TPRXL
Exons: 4
Coding region: 20-1030 (336 amino acids)
Source: RefSeq, a predicted model, not a curated record
GGCACCGGCACCGGGCGGGAUGGCCCGGGGUGCGCUCCGCCUGCUCUGCUGCGCCGCUGCCCUGCUCGCUGCCGCAGGUGUGGAGCCAGGACGUGGCACUGAUCCUGUCCCCACAGCGUCUCAGAACAGCUCAGGGACAGCCCUGUCACCGUCUCCAUCCCCUUCAGCCGCCAGCCAGGGCACUCCGAGUGUGAGUCCAUCUGGCCCUGACCCAGGAACAGUCAGUGCAGCUCCAUCCAACCAAACCACGGCACCAACCCCACCCAGCACCUCGGGGUCAGCAGCAUCUUCAACAUCUGCAUCCAGCAGCACCACAGCACCAGCCCCUUCCAGCACCUCGGGGUCAAAAACACCUCCAUCAUCUGCACCCAGUACCACCAUACCAACUCCAUCAUCUGCCCCCAGCAUCACCGCACCAGCUCCAUCAUCUGCACCCAGUACCACCAUACCAACUCCAUCAUCUGCAUCUAGCAUCACCACACCAACACCUCCAUCAUCUGCACCCAGUACCACCAUACCAACUCCAUCAUCUCCACCCAGCACCACAACACCAACAACUCCAUCCAAGACCUCGGGAUCAACACCUCCAUUAUCUUCAUCCAACACCACCACAGCAGCAUCUUCAACCAGGACACUGGGAUCAACUGCACCUUUGACACCCUCAUCCAGUGCCACCACGGCACCAACUCCAUCCCACACGAGUGUGUCCAGACCCACAGAGCAUCCAUCCAAGCCAGCCCCCUCUGGGCCUGCUUCUCCCCCCACAGCCACCAUGAGCUGGGGUCCCAGCGCUGUCACCACCACCUCCAGAAGGACAGCAGCCACUGGGAGCUCCGAGCAGCACCCCACUGAGCUGAGCCCUGGCGUGGUCGUUGUCACCUCCCUCGCCGUCUGCCUGCUGGUGGCGGCGGGGGCCGUGCUGCUGGUGCGGCUGUGCCGGCGCGGGACCCCCCCCUUCCAGCACCUGGAUGAGGUGCCCAUGAGCAAAGUGACGGAGGGGUCCCCUGUGACCCCCCGCUCCCCCCGCUGACCCCCCGGC